CACAACACGGUGGUAAAAUUCCGGGAUUGUUUUGUUUCUAAGAGGACGUAAAUAAUUCCUAUGCAACCAAAAUAUUUGAACGCGAUUGUGUGAGAAAUAUAUAUUAUACAUGCAAGUUCUAUACAUGCAACACAUACGCUUUCUGUAGUCAGAAAUGCAGGAUUUGUCGACAUUUUGAUCAAAGAAGCAAUCUGUAGAUCAAUCUUCAGCUUGAGCCAUUCAAGUCAGACGACAGAUCAAAUACGUCAGUGGAAAAUGUGGUAUUACUUUGUGGCUCAUUGUGCUUACCAUUUUACAAGGUGGUUUCCUAAAGACGCGCGAGGAAAAGUGUAAGUAAUAAGGAACUGAGGGAUCAUUUUUUUUUUUUGACAUCUUAUGGCAGUAGUUACACUCGAUAGCUCGCCUUUUAAGUUAAAACCGAAGUCAAGCUGUGCAAUGGCACGAAGACCUUGCACUUAGCUGGCUGAUCACACAUCCUGCGGAAAAAUCAUGAAUUUUGUCCUAUCCAAGCUUUUAGGGAGUCCAAACUUUGCGACACUUCAAAGAAAAAUGUCAUAGAUACAUGCCUGUAUGCAUGCUCCUAAAAAACUUAUUACAUUUAUAUACUCAGCAAGAUAUCUCACUCCUGAUUGGUCCAUGACAAAGGCAUUAACAGUUUUUAAAGUGCAAUAUAGUACUUCCUUGUAGCAUGCUUAAAAUUUAAGCUUCUAAAAAUAUAUGAGAUAUGUUAAUUGUUAAUCUCUGAAAUACCACUGAAAACAUCAAGCAUGGUCUGUCUGUCUGUAACAAUAUCUGUAAUAAUGACUGCACAAUCAAGCCACACUUUUUUCAGUUAAUGGUUUGAACCCAGGGGUAACAUGUGACAGUGUAUUCUGAUUGCCUGGGUGAGUGUGGUGAGUGUAGUCCUGAGAAGGACUGUUGUCAGUAGAAGUGACUGAUAUUUAGACGACCAGAUCAAAAUUAAUCAUCAGAGUAAUGUAAAGAGUCUUGUCAGUCAAAUAUACUGAUUGUAGUUGGUGUAAACUGAUUGGUCAGUUUAGCUGUGAUGUUAUUGGUUAUAAGACUCAAGCAGUGUUGUGAUUGGUCAGUUUUGAUUACUCCUUAAGUUAGGUUGUUAUGUUCCAUUCAAUUGUGGUGUCAAUGAGGAGAAAAAGUCGUUUGUAUGGUGCUGGUUGUAGUUGACACCUGUUGAGGGGAAUCUGUUCUUUAUUAGUAGACCAGCUUUCCAGAGUCAAUCAUUGAAAAUAGUUAGUGCUGACAAGGUUAGGCAUCACAUAGAGUCCUAGUCAAGUGUGGGGUUCAUAAGUUGAUGACCAAUGACCUACAUUUAUUUGUUUGGAAAAUAAAGUUUGGUUGAGAAAUAUUACCUAAUAUCAUUUCCCAGAUAAAGAGGCAUGCUCUGUUCUAUUAUGAAGCAUUUAGAGCAGCUGUGUCUUAAGUUAUUUAUUGUGGGAAAUAUGAAGACAAAAAGGUGUAGUAGUCAGUUAAUCCCUGACUGACAAGAGCAUGUGCACCUUUAAAACAAACUCGGUAAUUAAAAUAAUUUGAAUAUUGAAUGAAUCAUGGUUAAAAUAUUUGACUAAAUUAUGAUCAAAACUACUUCCUCUCUCAACAGGAGAAUCACUGUGAUACUUUUUGCUCUUUCAUUUAUUAUACCACAGCUUUAUGUGGUUCAAGUGUAAGUAUCAGACUCACACAAAGUUCUGAGUUAAUCAUCUGCUAUGUGCUCAUCAUUGUUACUGGUAUAGUUUGUCACUAAUUUUCUGUUAUUUUGAAAUUGUCUGUCUUACAAUGCAAUAGUAGUUCAUGCCUAUUAUUUGAAUAAAGAAAGACGAUGGACAUUUGACAUGUCAUGCAAAAUAUGACUUUUAAGUGCACGUUUAUCUCUUAGCCAUGGCAAAUGUUUUAAAAGUCUUCCUGUGGUCAGAGAAAUACAGUGUGGCAAAAAAAAAAUUACAACUGAUUAUUACCUUCUUAUAUCUGUGUCUUUCAUGAACAUUUGGUAAACACUGUGUUACUGGAUGCACAGCUUUGUAACAUACAUGUGCAUGACAGGGCAAAUGACAAAAGCAGAGCAACAUUAUCAGCUUAUCCUGGUAUUAUGUAAACUAAAUUUUGGACUUAUUGUUCAUCUCAACUUACUUACAACUUCAAAAUUAUCAUUUUGUACAGUGUUUCAUGUACCUUGUUGUCUCUGAAUGUCAAGAUGCAAGCCCUGUUGAGAUUGAUAAUGACUAAUUGUGCAUUCAUUUUUAAAAUCAGUUUAUUCACUUUACUUAUGGUGCUGAUAAUCUGUCUUCUGGUUGAUGUAAAUAUUUUUUUUGCAUCAUGGUAGAGAGCAAACUGGUAAUGGAUUCUGUGAUGAGCCUCUGUUAAACAUCACUGUAGCAGGAAUUGUUUUCACAUUUGCUAUGAUAGGUGAGGAAAUGUCAAACCUUUUGGUAUAUUCACAAAAGGUGUAGAUUAAAAGCGAUUAUCUAGUUUGUCCUUUUGAGAAUGAUUUGAGUCAGAUUAUUUCAGUAUGAAAGAGAUGAGGAUUCAAGAGUUACAUGCAAGGGUAAUUUCUCUAGUUCAAAUUUAAAAAAUGAUAUGAAUGAAAGAACUUGUAGCUGCAGAAACUGUAGAAAAAGGAUGAGCAAACUAGAAUUUUUCUUCCAUGUCUUCUGCUUCCCACUUGAGGUUUUUAUCAUCUGAACUACAAGUCUUAUGUUGUGAGCGAGACAAUGUUUCAUUUGAUCUUUUUCCCCACAAACAUAUCUAAUCACCAAUAUUAUAUACUGGAUAUUAAAUCAUUUAACUGCUAAGAUAAGAUCAUUUUGUUACUUGAAACCAUCCACAAGUCAAAUUAUGACUUUAUUUCAUAUAUAAUGUUAGUUGUUUAAACUAGAUAUAAUACAGAAGACAGCGUAACGUUUUCUAGUGUUUGAUACUUAUUUAUGUUUUUCAGCCUUCACAUUUCUCUUUGCCAUAAUGGAACCAGUUCCUUGGCAGCUUAAAAUUGCCUUUCAUUUCUUUGGAUUUGGUUCUCUAAUCCUUGGCAUGGUCCUGUUUGCCUCAACUUUAGCCACAUUAGAUUGUGUGAGUAUUGAAAUCAGAAGAAAUUUUGAAUUUAACCCAAAGCUUUUACCUUAUAAGUAAUUUUUUGUUUAUAAAUAUAUUUUAAUAAGGAAUUCAAAUGAGGAGAAUAUACAUUCACCAUGUAGCAUUUAGUUCCAAGUUGGUUUACUUGUUAUCAUUUAAGUGUGCAGUGGCAAGGAGGAAAAAACUUUUUAGGGUGGAAAUUGUAGCAAUUUACAAGGCUUUAUAUACAUGCAUCCUUUUGGAUUUGGAUGAAUCAUUGUGUCAUAUUAAUUAUUGUUUAUAUUACACAUCCUAGAACUGUAUGUUAUUAUUACCAAUGUGGAUUAAUCUGUUUGUUUUUCAGAAGGAGUUUUCACCUGAGUUGUAUUAUUUGUGUCUUUCAUUAGGAAUAUUCUCAGUUCUUUCAACUGGUAGGCAAAUGAAAAUAUACUUGUACAUUUAUGGUUUUAUUUUGCACAUCAAGUCUUUGGGUGGACUAACUCUAAUUAGCCCCUGUAUGGUGUCUUAUUUUUAAUUAAAAAUGCUUUGACUGAAACAGGUUGGGGGAAGAAUUGAAGGCUACCAGAAUUAUUGACUUGAUUGAAUGUCUGUUUAUUCUGGAAGAGGUGACAACAGCAGAUUUGUUUUUAUAAAAAAUAUAGUUACAAAGGUGGGGCCAAUUAGAUUAAGCUCAUUGAAAAGAGGUGAUAUACAAAAUAGGUUUUAAAUUGUUGCCUGCAGAGAUGCAUUGCUCAGCCACAAGGCAGAUCUGAUGAGUAACAUUUCAAAGUGCCCCACUUGAGAGAACAUAAUAAUGCAGACAGCUAUCUUGUCAUAAUUUAAACUGAAUGAAGUGUUUUACUUGUACUUUUUGGUAGGAUUUCUCAUCAUCAUGCUGCCAUUCUGGUUGGUAAACUACCUUUGGCCUGACUCUGUUCUCAACCGACGAGAGAGACGUGGUGUUUGCUAUGAACCUGUCAAAUGUUGCACUUGUCUGUGGCAUAUUUAGGAUGUAAACUGUACAUGAUGUAACUGAUUCUGAACUGCCCAAAAUCAAAGUUUACUUUGAGCUUUUGAAACAAAGACAAUAAUUUCUAUGCAGUGUGUUUCUCAUUCAGAGUUUGCACUGAUGCACAAACAUUUUACCUUGAAAUUCUGGUUUUCAAUGAGUGAUCAUGUUCUAGACAAACUCUUGUCUCCAGAAUGAUUUUGAAGCUUUAAGUAAGUGUGACUGAUAUUUAAUUGAAUAUAAAUAUUUAUGUCUUCCAAGUACACUGAAAAUUAUCAAGCGUCCACAUGCUGUAAAUAUCUUAAAAUUAGCUUGAGAUGCAAUGUAUCGCUGUAUGGGCUUUGACUGUAAUAUUUUGUUAUUUAGACAUAUCUUCAUGAAAAGGAGUUUUGUUCAAAUGUGGGUUGGCCUGAGCCAAGGACCACAGUUCUAAUUACUCAGCAUAGGGUUCUGUUGGAGCCUCCCAAUAUUUUAAGUUCUGGAUCACAUUUCCAUAGCGGUAUUGUACAUUACACGGAUACAUGUAGUUUUAUAUAAUAAGCUCAGUUAUACACGCAUUCUGAUUGGUUCUCACUUAUGAUCUAUUGGAGGACAGACGUAUAGAUGACGUCAUCAUUAAAACGUUUUUAAUUCUUUAUUACAUAAAACAAAUAGAUUCCAAGUUGCAGUGCGUUUGUUCAGUAAUAGAUCACAGAUGACGUCAAAAUGUGGUAAGAACAAAAAAGUGGCACACUCCUUACCGACUUAUAUCAUUUUUAUAAACUGCUGCAAAUGAAAGUGUCCCAAAAACAAGUGGUAACUUCAAAAAAUGAUUAUAUUGCUGAAAGUGCUCUUAGAAAAUAAGCUUUGAGCUGUUUGCAGAGAUGGAAAGAUGUAGCAUAAUCAUUGGCUUACCGACUGUAUCGUUUUCUACUGAUGUAAAUAUACCAUUCGACGUCGAAUUUCUUAUUGUUGUAGAUAUCUCGUGCGUUAUUUCUACAAGUACAGUGGAAAUGAACUUGUGGUAUGUUAGUAUGAUCGUGAUUGGAUUGUAGAGAUUUACAGGUCGUAAUGUAAUCAGGGGAAACGAAAAUGGAUCAAUGUAUCAAGUUUUCAUUGUAGAAUGUACAUUGCUUUCUGUUGUUUCAAUAAAGCUUCAGACGUAUUUUCGCCA
Molecule: messenger RNA, 5222 nt
Organism: Pocillopora meandrina
Lineage: Eukaryota; Metazoa; Cnidaria; Anthozoa; Scleractinia; Pocilloporidae
Source: the annotation of a GenBank genome assembly